Messenger RNA from Protopterus annectens (West African lungfish), 6236 nucleotides. It is a transcript of the gene PLEKHA4, whose product is annotated as pleckstrin homology domain containing A4. The transcript has 23 exons. NCBI's taxonomy places the organism in Eukaryota, Metazoa, Chordata, Ceratodontiformes, Protopteridae. The coding region runs from base 258 to 4598 and encodes 1446 amino acids. The record is from RefSeq and is a predicted model, not a curated record.
GUGUUUCAGACACUGAGAGUGAGGAGACAGAGAACGAAGGACUGAGGGAGGGGAGAGAACGAAAGGAAUAACUGAAAAGACAAACUAUAAAAAAAGCGCUUUUUGAAGAAUUAAGAGCCACCUGUGAGAUUUAUCAUUUUCACUGUGAACUAACUGAAAGCAUUAUAUUACUGACUGAAGAAAAACAAUCAUUUUGAAGGUUUAAUUGAAAGCUGAGAGGGUCUCUGUAGCAGCAGAAGAUAAGGUAAGUCGCAAGAAUGUCUGAGGUGGAACGUCCAAAAAGUGUUGUCAGCCAGUCUUCCAGCAUCAUCACAGUUUCUUCUAUUUCUCCAGGUUCAAAGCCCACCAGGCCUGUGAAGAAAGUGCACACAUUUGGAAAGCGGGAACAUUCAAUUAAGAGGGACCCCAACACACCAGUUGUGAUCCGAGGAUGGCUUUACAAACAGGACAGCUCUGGCUUGAAACUGUGGAAGAGAAGGUGGUUUGUGCUGUCGAAUUUCUGCGUGUUCUACUACCGAGACAGUCGGGAAGAAACAGUUCUAGGAAGUAUGUCUCUGCCGAGUUACAAGGUCAUGCCAGCUGAGCCCAAAGAAGUCAAAAACAGAAAGUUUGCUUUUAAGGCAGAACACUUGGGUAUGAGAACAUAUUACUUCAGUGCUGACACUCAGGAAGACAUGACCGGCUGGGUGCGUGCUAUGAAUCAGUCUGCACUAGUCGAAUUGGCUAGUAACAGCAAGGCACCUUCACUAUCAGAUAUCAACUGUAUCCUGCAAGAUGAGCGUUAUACCAGCUAUGAAGAUUUUACUCAUCCUGGUCUUAUGCAAAAUCCUGAACAUGCUAAAAGUGCUGAGUCCCUGGAAGUUACAGAGCUUUCUGAAAAGAGGGGGGACAUGGAUUUUCUUGAAGAAAGGGUAAUAGGAUCAGAAGAUACUGGGCGGAUGAUAAAGAAAAUGCCUCUGUUCGCUCUUUCUAUGGAGCGUUGUACUCCUCGUGCCCAGAAUGGUGCAGCCCCCCCUCCCACACCUGUCAAUGGAGUUCAGGAUGAUUCUUUCCAUUAUGAAAGGGAUGCAAUGAAUGAUAGUGUAGAGGAAGGACAGGCGCAAUGCCUCUUGCAAGUACAUGAAUGGGUUCGUUCACAGAAGGAGAAAAUGUCCCUUGGUAAAGCCAGCAGAACUGGUGAGGUUGAGCAGCAUCAAGAAAAGAGUCUUGACAGUAGUGAAUGGCCAUGCCAUGGGAGCAUCAGACAAGACAUUGUCUCAUCGGAUUAUACCCAUUAUUGUGAAAGACCAAGCUGUCCCACACAGACUGAAGUAGAUCUGUCCAUCUCAAGACCUGUUAGGGUUACACGUUCUAGUUCUCUUCCACCAAGCCCUUCAGAAGUAGCAGGGUAUCAGCUGUUAAAAAGACCCAACACUCCAGAUAACAGAAUGCGAACUCAGUCUACAAAUGAAAAUGCUAUCAGAUAUGUUCAAGAAGAAACACCUAAGCAAAGGCCACUGGCUUCAUCUCAUUCUCCAGUUGAAAAGAAGAGAACUCCAUCACAGAGAGCUAGUGGACAGAUUUCAAGGAGAGGUCAGAAGUCACAAGCUUCAUUAGGAAGGCAUGAUUUAGAUUCCAGUGAAGACCUGUCACUCUCUGGUUCAUUUGGACCAGUUAGCAGAUCAUUGAUUAGACCACACACCCCAGUGGGUCGAGUUGACAUUCAUCCAAUUGAAGUUAUUUCUGUAGGUUAUACCCAGGACUCAAAACAUCAGGAAGAUAAACAUAAUGAACAUCUUAUUUCAACAAUAAGGUCUAAGACAUCAUUGGUAGGGCCAGCGUCAAGGCCACAGACUCCAUCUGACAGAUAUGAUGUCCUGCCAUUUGAGGACAUUGUUUGGCCUUCACCACAUGUAAAACUUUUAAACAACCUCAAUAAGCAAAAAGUAAAAUCUCCUCAACCAGGACCAGUGGAUGAGAGAUAUAUUGAUGAAUCCAGCAUGACUUUGCCAUGUAGAGUUUAUGGAACAUCAGGCAGAUCACAUGGAAGAGCAAGUGCACCUAUUGAAAGAGGAGGUGUCUCCCCCCCAGUAGAUCGACAAGCAGAGAGCUGUCAAACAACUCCAUCACUUGGACGACACAGAAACCAGGCAGCAAAGCAUUUGAGUCUGUACCAGGAGAGGUGCUAUACACCCCAGCCUCCAUACACCUCACGAAGCAGCACCCCAAGGCUCCAGGGAAAGAUGCUCUCGACUCACAGCUCUUCUGCUGCUUAUGCCCAGCUACCUCCCCUCCCUCCAGUAGCAUCACGUUCCAGCACUCCAGGGCAAUCUGUGAAGCGACUAUCUCUUUCUGUGACACCUACAUCUGAAAUAUAUCGGGAAAGACUUCACCAGACGGUCAGAUUAACAGAAAGUGAUGUUGAUGUCCUUCUAACCAGAUUGUGUGGGCAAGAUAAAUUUCUCCAGAGUUUAACAGCAGAAGCAGCUGAACUCAAAGCAGACAAGGAAAGGCUUGAAAGUGCUUUGGAAAUGACAAGGAUGCAAAUGGAAGAGUUUAAAGAUCAACCUGCUGUCUCAGAAAAGAUCACCUGCCAACAGAGAUUUUUCCAAGAAGACAUGAUUACCAUCCGAGCCAAGCUUUGCAACUUAUCUAUGGAAAUAGAACGAGCAUGGAAUGACUAUAUGAGGCUUGAAACUGAGCUGCUUGUACAUAAGGCGUCAUUGGAGCAGAUUCAGCACAGUGGACUUCCUCAGGAGCAAUCCGAAGCUCAGCGACAACUGUGGAUGGUUGAGGAUAUCAUGUCAGGGCUCACAGCCAGCAAGAAUAAUUUACAGAUGGCAGUUGAGUCUGCUAGAUACCCAGUGUUAACAUCUCUUCCACCGCCUCCUUUGGAGCGGCUUCCAUCCGUUCAGAGCAACCUGCUACACCUCUCAGCACUGGAGUCUCCAACCCAGCAACAGCAGCUUAUGGCAGACAAUGAGCUACCAAAGGACUCAGAAGAUGUUCCUCCAAGGCCCCCAUUACCUAAAGAUACAAUGUCUGCUACUGAAGAUGAAGCAGCUUUAGACAGAAAUGGAAAGGCAGUGCAGGCAGAAGGGAAGACCCUCUCAAGCAAGAAACCAGUUGAAGAAAAAGAAGGCAAAGGGAUGGUGAAUGCAAACAGCAGGCCUCACAUAGGAAAUGGUACAGAUACCCUGAGUCGGAAAACUCGGAUGAGUGCAGAAGAGCAGCUGGAGCGGAUUCGAAAACACCAACAAGCUCAGAUUUAUGAGCGCAUAAAAUCAGUCACAUUAGGACAAAGACGGACCCCAGAACCCCAGCAGGGUAGUGCCAGACACCAAGCCAGCAACAAAUGUAAGUCUAUGGAUGUAAAUUCGUGUCAUGCAGAAAAUGUUAAUAGACAAAAGGGAAUGACUGCAAACUUGCCUGCAUCUUCCAAGGUAGCACCAUCCUGUGCGCCAGCAGCAACAUUAAUAUCACCAAGUGAUUCAAGCUGCAAAGCAGCAGCAAAUGAGGAAUCAUCAACAAUGGACAGAGCUGGGAGCCCCGCGCACGCUGAAAUGGCCAGACUGCCUUUAAUUCGACAAACAGUGCAGAGUGAGCAGCAAGGGGACACAAAGGACACGGGGGUCUACUCAGUCAGUUCAACAACUGUAUCUCCAUUAUGCAGUGUGACAACAAUAAGCUUGAAGCAGAUCUCAGUGCCAGUGACUGGGUUAGCCUCACCAUUAAGGACAACUAAUAAACUUCUUACAGCCAGGCCAUCCCCACAGACUUUAGAAGAUGCAGGAGAACAACACAGCCAUGCUGAAGACAUGGCUAAGGUAAAAGUAAAUAAAAUGGUCGUCACAGGUCGUUACAUGGAGUUUGACCCUGAUGUCACAUUAACAGCAGAUCAGCUGGAGGCAAAGCAGAAGAAAGUGGAAAAGAUUAAAACAAUGGUGGCACAGACAAGUCCUGGUGCUGCAGCUGGAAGCUGCACAUGGCACUCUGCGAGUGGUGACAUUUACACCCUGGAGAGGGAGCGGGACCGCAUUAUUAACCUGUCCUACAUACUGGCAACUGAAGCUUCUCAACGCAGCAAACUCAUAACAGGUAGGGUAUUUGCUGACCUCCCACCUCAUGCGGAUGAUAUCCAUACCGAUUCUGGCAGUGAAUGGGAACCAGUGCUUCAGGAUGUUCAUAGUGAUGGACAGGAGGAGAAGGACAGGAGUUCCACUAGCUGUGACUCUCAAGAAGACAGCAGUCCUGAAUAUCAUGCAGAUCAGGUCUUCAUGUUACCCAGUGAAAUUCCAGAUAAUCUAUAUUCUUCUGUGUCCAACACUGUGUUAAGCAGGGAAACAGUCAGUGAAAAAUUAACUGUAACUGAGAUGCAAGAAACAGCAACACAGGACUUUCUGAACAACAAUCAGCUGGCUUCACGCCAUCCACAACAGUCUGGGAAAUGCUCUCGGUCAGGCUUAGCAUGCGAUUGUGGAGUGAAAGAGCUGACUGUGACAGGGGAUCCGUGCAGUUUUGGCUUGGAAUCUAACAAGGAGGUGGCUUCUUUGGUUGAAGAAUAUAUACAAAGAGACAAAGAGCCCAUCAGGAUUACUGUACUGCAGUCUAGUUUGUAAUAUGUACUGUGCAACAGUGAAAAACAUGUAGAAGUUACAAGCAGCCAGCUUUACUUCCAAGACAUUUUUAAACAUUCGUUCUGGUGCCUUUGCUUUACAAAGUAUGAGUGUUACAGUGAAAUCUUCCAGAACACCAUCCUAGUAGGCCAGAGAAUGAAUCAUCUUGUUUCAAAAUAAACAAUUUGGCACUAAUUUUUCCUUAAACCUAGUAGUUUAGAUGUCAUUAAAGCCUUGUACAGUGAUGUGUCUUUUGCAAAUACAGAUACUUUUCAAGAAGUUUGCAUUCACAACUUGGGCAGUGGUUUGCAUACAUUUCUUCAUUAAACCCAAAAGGAUUUGUGAAGUUCAUGUUGUUUCUUUAAGUCACAGCUUUUGUUCUCUUUCUUCUGAAUAAAAAGUGUCAUAGGCUGUGUUUUUCAAGAAGUUUCAAGGUCUUACAGCUAGAAAAAUCCAUAUUUUUAUUGGGUCAUCUGUGUUCCAUCCAUAAACUGAGUAGUUUUAAAAAUGUAAUGCCUUGUUUUCUAGCAUCAUUUAUGAAUAUUAUUUACUUGUUGUUGCUAAUGAUUUAAUUUCCUCUGCAUUAUCACAGUCUGUUUUUCCUUCAUGUCUACUUGUUUUUGUACUGACUGUAGCUUCAUACAUCAGACCUUGCAAUACUUUAGGCAACUCUCUGCCUGAAACCAGGCAAGUUAAGUACAAAUGGCCUAAUAUGGUUGGUACCAUGGCAGAGGGACUGCAGUGCCAACUGUGCUCCAAAUGCCUCAUGUUUGGCUAGUUAUGCAGAUGCUGAAGGAGAGGGCCAGGGACGUAUAAGCAGCCAGUACAGUGUUAGCUUACCCAUCCCUGGGUGGGGGAUUGUGACAACGUUUAUUUAGUUUUGCCACAGGAGUGCCACGUAGGGAACGCCCAGAACUGUUUCUUCAUGCAGCAGGAAUCAGGAGAACAUGAACCCAAGAAGGGAAUCUUUAUAGUCUAGACAAGCAUAAUGAGCGUAAAGAAGCAUCUGACACUUUAAACUCAGUGGCAUUUCAUAAUGCUCACCGGCCAACAGGAAAAGGGGUAUAUGUGUAAAGUAAAAAUCCCAUAUAUGGCAAUAAGGAAGGUGUAUUUGUAGAAGCUAGAAGGUUAAAUCUUGUUUUUGAAGAAAGAAAUGUGAGUAGGUUGUGUAUUUGAAUGUGGGUAAUGCCGUAAUAGGACGCCGCAAUCCUCAACAUAUAAGAAGGGAGGUGCAAGACAUACACAAAUCAGGGCAUAAGCGAAUCGUACGCUCAGAGAUGAAAGCAGUAUAAACUGAAUUACAUGCCUGGAAGUAGGACCUGCGAGUAACGCCAUUCCAUUCAUCUCAGUCUAAGAUCCCAUUCUGAAUAAAAUUCAUGAUUAUAAUCAUAUGAUGCAUUCAUAGAGCAAAUGCUCCUCCAUGUGCGUCCAAUUUUGUAUUCUGAUACUAUAAAUAAUUUCUUAUAUUUUUUUACACUAAUCACACAGCCUCACAAAAUUCAGUAAAAUAUACUUCCUGUUAACAAACUGAUGUCUGUAUGUUUGAUUUUAAAUAAUGUAUAUUGCACAUGUAUUCAUAUCUUUGUUUAUAGUACUCUAUUGUUAAAACAAUAUCCAACUAAUAAAAUUGGAAAAACAAAA